Messenger RNA from Megalobrama amblycephala (Wuchang bream), 5087 nucleotides. RefSeq lists its product as uncharacterized. The coding region runs from base 9 to 4133 and encodes 1374 amino acids. The transcript is spliced from 17 exons. The record is from RefSeq and is a predicted model, not a curated record. NCBI's taxonomy places the organism in Eukaryota, Metazoa, Chordata, Actinopteri, Cypriniformes, Xenocyprididae.
UCCCCCAUAUGAGGGAACUUCCUCUUUUCUCAGUCCAGAGUGAGUCUCACCGUGAGGAGCUUCAUGAGAGCCAGAACACAGACGGACUGAAGAACAGACACUCAUGUCUCCAUCUGAAGCUGCAUCCACACUCUUCUGCUGGGAUUGGGCUCUUCUGGAAACUGGACUUUAGAGAAAUGAUGCUCAUCUUUGGACUGAUGCUGCUGCUGCUGCAAACUGCUGCAUGUCUGGAGUUUAACUGCAGGUUUAAUCAGAAAGAUCCCUGUUACGCAGCUCUGGGACACAAACUCAAUCUGAAGAUGGUGGACACUACUGAAUAUAGACUGAGGAUAAUAAAGAGAAUAAACCACAACAAAACAAGUGAUCCAGUUUGUAAAGUAGUGAAUGACAAGAUAAGGGUGUAUCAAUGUGAUCUUUUUAAUAACAGAGCUGAAGUGACAUUGAUUAACGGGACUCUGAUAAUAAACCGUGUGAUCAGAGCAGAUUCAGGGAAUUACACUUUAAGACUCGAGGACUCAAACGGCACAGAAACAUCUGCAGAUCUUCAAGUGAAUGUUGAAGCUCCUAUUGGCUCAGUGGAAGUGUCAAUCAGCUGCUCCUCCAGUGGGAUGAAGUCAGUGUCCUGCUCCUCUGACGGGGAUCAGCUCAUCUACAGCUGGACUCUGAAUGGAGAAUCACUGAAGGAUGGAAACCCCAUCAUUGAGCUGAAUGAGGAAACUGAUGGAAACAUCAUCUGCAGUGUGAAGAACCACGUCAGUCACGGACAGAAGAACAUUAGAGUAAAACACUGUCCUGGUCUGGAGUUUAACUGCAGGUUUAAUCAGAAAGAUCCCUGUUACGCAGCUCUGGGACACAAACUCAAUAUGCUGAUGGUGGACGCUAGUAAAUAUAACCUGAAGAUAUUAAAGAGAAUAAAAAACAACCAAGAUGAUCCAGUUUGUAGAGUAAAGAAUGACAAGAUAAAGGAAUGUGAUCUUUUUAAUAACAGAGCUGAAGAUAGAGUCAUUAAUGGGACUCUGAUAAUAAACCGUGUGAUCAGAGCAGAUUCAGGGAAUUACACUUUAAGACUCGAGGACUCAGACGGCACAGAAACAUCUGCAGAUCUUCAAGUGAAUGUUGAAGCUCCUAUUGGCUCAGUGAAUGUGUCAAUCAGCUGCUCCUCCAGUGGGAUGAAGUCAGUGUCCUGCUCCUCUGACGGGGAUCAGCUCAUCUACAGCUGGACUCUGAAUGGAGAAUCACUGAAGGAUGGAAACCCCACCAUUGAGCUGAAUGAGGAAACUGAUGGAAACAUCAUCUGCAGUGUGAAGAACCACGUCAGUGACGGACAGAAGAACAUUAGUGUAAAACACUGUCCUGGUCUGGAGUUUAACUGCAGGUUUAAUCAGAAAGAUCCCUGUUACGCAGCUCUGGGACACAAACUCAAUAUGCUGAUGGUGGACGCUAGUAAAUAUAACCUGAAGAUAUUAAAGAGAAUAAAAAACAACCAUGAGGAUCCAUUUUGUAGAGUAAAGAAUGACAAGAUAAGGGAGAAUGAAUGUGAUAUUUUUAAUAACAGAGCUGAAGUGACAUUCAUUAAUGGGACUCUGAUAAUAAACCGUGUGAUCAGAGCAGAUUCAGGGAAUUACACUUUAAGACUCGAUCUCUCAGACGGCUCAUUUACAUACACACAUCUUCAAGUGAAUGUUGAAGCUCCUAUUGGCUCAGUGAAUGUGUCAAUCAGCUGCUCCUCCAAUGGGAUGAAGUCAGUGUCCUGCUCCUCUGACGGGGAUCAGCUCAUCUACAGCUGGACUCUGAAUGGAGAAUCACUGAUGGAUGGAAACACCACCAUUGAGCUGAAUGAGGAAACUGAUGGAAACAUCAUCUGCAGUGUGAAGAACCACGUCAGUGACGGACAGAAGAGCAUUAGAGUAAAACACUGUCCUGGUCUGGAGUUUAACUGCAGGUUUAAUCAGGCAGAUCCCUGUUACGCAGCUCUGGGACACAAACUCAAUCUGAAGAUGGUGGACACUAGUGAAUAUAGACUGAUGAUACAAAAGAGAAUAAACAACAACCAAGAUGAUCCAGUUUGUAGAGUAAAGAAUGACAAGAUAAGGGAAUGCGAUCUUUUUAAUAACAGAGCUGAAGUAACAUUCAUUAAUGGGACUCUGAUAAUAAACCGUGUGAUCAGAGCAGAUUCAGGGAAUUACACUUUAAGACUCGAGAGCUCAGACGGCACAGAAACAUACACAGAUCUUCAAGUGAAUGUUGAAGCUCCUAUUGGCUCAGUGAAUGUGUCAAUCAGCUGCUCCUCCAGUGGGAUGAAGUCAGUGUCCUGCUCCUCUGACGGGGAUCAGCUCAUCUACAGCUGGACUCUGAAUGGAGAAUCACUGAUGGAUGGAAACCCCAUCAUUGAGCUGAAUGAGGAAACUGAUGGAAACAUCAUCUGCAGUGUGAAGAACCACGUCAGUCACGGACAGAAGAUCAUUAGAGUAAAACACUGUCCUGGUCUGGAGUUUAACUGCAGGUUUGAUCAGAAAGAUCCCUGUUACGCAGCUCUGGGACACAAACUCAAUCUGAAGAUGGUGGACACUAGUAUUUAUCACCUGAAGAUACAAAAGAGAAUAAACAACAACCCAGAUGAUCCGCUUUGUAGAGUAAAGAAUGGCAAGAUAAAGGAGAAUCAAUGUGAUCUUUUUAAUAACAGAGCUGAAGUGACAGUCAUUAAUGGGACUCUGAUAAUAAACCGUGUGAUCAGAGCAGAUUCAGGGAAUUACACUUUAAGACUCGAGAGCUCAGACGGCACAGAAACAUCUGCAGAUCUUCAAGUGAAUGUUGAAGCUCCUGUUGGCUCAGUGAAUGUGUCAAUCAGCUGCUCCUCCAAUGGGAUGAAGUCAGUGUCCUGCUCCUCUGACGGGGAUCAGCUCAUCUACAGCUGGACUCUGAAUGGAGAAUCACUGAUGGAUGGAAACUCCAUCAUUGAGCUGAAUGAGACUGUUGGAAACAUCAUCUGCAGUGUGAAGAACCACGUCAGUGACGGACAGAAGAGCAUUAGAGUAAAACACUGUCCUGGUCUGGAGUUUAACUGCAGGUUUAAUCAGAAAGAUCCCUGUUACGCAGCUCUGGGACACAAACUCAAUCUGAAGAUGGUGGACGCUAGUGAAUAUAGACUGAAGAUACAAAAGAGAAUAAACAACAACCAAAAUGAUCCAGUUUGUAGAGUAAAGAAUGACAAGAUAAGGGAAUGUGAUCUUUUUAAUAACAGAGCUGAAGUGACAGUCAUUAAAGGGACUCUGAUAAUAAACCGUGUGAUCAGAGCAGAUUCAGGGAAUUACACUUUAAUACUCGAGGACUCAGACGGCACAGAAACAUUUGCAGAUCUUCAAGUGAAUGUUGAAGCUCCUAUUGGCUCAGUGAAUGUGUCAAUCAGCUGCUCCUCCAGUGGGAUGAAGUCAGUGUCCUGCUCCUCUGACGGGGAUCAGCUCAUCUACAGCUGGACUCUGAAUGGAGAAUCACUGAUGGAUGGAAACCCCACCAUUGAGCUGAAUGAGGAAACUGUUGGAAACAUCAUCUGCAGUGUGAAGAACCACGUCAGUGACAGACAGAAGAACAUUAGUGUAACACAAUGUCCUGGAUCAACUACUGCAGCUGUGACCUCUAGUUUGACCUCUACAGUGACCAGUAGCGCACAGACCAAUAGCACACAGCCACCAAAUCAUGGUACGAGUUUCUCACCAUCUGGUACGAAUCAAACCUCCACCCCCACUCAGAGUCUUGAAGCUUUCCCUUUAUCGAAGAUAAUACAAAUGUCUCUGAUUGCUUUGGGCUGUGUUUCGCUGAUCCUGAUUCUGCUCUUCAUCACCGCAUGUCACUUUUACAAGAGGAAACAGCUCCAGUCGACACCAGCCCCUGCUGGAGAUACGGAGCUCGUGUAUGCUCAGAUCUCUCACGACAAACACAAAAAGAGUGAAAAGAACAAAUCAGAAUCUCUCCCGGCUGCUGAUGUUGAAUACGCUGCGGUCAGGCCGCAGACAAAGCGGAAGGAGAAGAAGGAGGAAGAGGUUCAAUACGGAGAAGUUACGUUCACUCCAAACUGCUCAAACGCUCUCCAGGAUCCUAAGGAGGAGUGUGUGUACUCUCAGGUACAGAGACGGUAGUUUCAAAAGAAAAGUUGUGUAAAUUAAAUUAAAAGUCCUUGUUCAUUUAUGUUCACUUUGGGAGUUUUACGAUUUAUAUAAAACAUAUUCAUAUGGAGUAUCGGAAAAACGUUUUUGUAAAUUCUUUUGUUUGACAUGAUGAUCAUUCAUGUUAAUGGUGGUAUUGUAUGUUGAUAUUAUGUCAUGUUAUGGACUAUCCCAGCUAACAAAACAUAUUCUAAGUAUGUUUUGCCGAUGUUCCUAUUUCUGAAUGUACUCUAAACGUCCAAAAGUUUUUAAUGUUUUAAAAUGUUUUUCUUGGUUAGGCAAACGUUAAGGGAACAUUCCAUUUCAUCAUUAUGCAAACAUUAUUGGAAUGUUGCUUUUGAAUGUUCUCUAAACAUUCUGAAACAAGUAGUAACAUUUAAAAAACGUUAGACGUUUCAGAAAAAAACGAUCCAUGAAUGAGGUGUAAAUAAUGUUUUUGUGCUAAUAUUUUGAAACAUUAUUAAACACCAGAUGACUUUGAACUAUUAAAGUUACUGGACGAAUGUUUGUUCAUAACUUUGCUAGAAUGUUAACCAUUUAUGUUACAUUAUGUUACAUUACUAUUUCUGAGAAUGUCCCCUGUCAGCUGGAAAAGAGUGUGAGUUUUAACCGAUGUGUGUGGUUAAACUGAGAUGUUGAGUAACCAAGCUGAAGGGAAAAAAAGAGGAAACCAAAUGUGUUAUUUUCCAUCAGACUACCACUUCUGUUUUAAGUGCCUCAUGAAUUGUGCUGUGACUGUAUAAUGGCAAAAGGAAACAUUAAAUGAAGAGCAUUAAUUGAAGAGAUAUGAUCUGCGAUAUGAGAGAGUUUUUAGGGGUUUAAAGCAUGUCAAACAUCCGCAUUUGCCCAUCUGGGGUGAGUUGAAGUAUAAUUUGAUAUGAUUUUUUUACCAAAAAUGCACAAUAAAAUAACAAAUAUCCCAAUCCA